Molecule: messenger RNA, 651 nt
Organism: Xiphias gladius (swordfish)
Lineage: Eukaryota; Metazoa; Chordata; Actinopteri; Istiophoriformes; Xiphiidae
Product: intraflagellar transport protein 122 homolog
Exons: 5
Coding region: 89-364 (91 amino acids)
Biological process (GO): protein localization to cilium; non-motile cilium assembly; intraciliary retrograde transport
Cellular component (GO): non-motile cilium; intraciliary transport particle A
Source: RefSeq, a predicted model, not a curated record
GGUGGUCUGCUCCCAGCAUAUCAUCCUGUGUCAGGAGAAGAGGCUCCAGUGCCUGUCCUUCACCAGUGUCAGGGAAAAAGAAUGGGUGAUGGAGUCCCUGAUUCGCUACAUCAAAGUGAUCGGUGGUCCGCCAGGCAGAGAGGGCCUACUAGUAGGGUUAAAGAAUGGAGCUAUCCUGAAGAUAUUUGUUGACAACCCGUUUCCCAUCACACUGCUGAAGCUGUCAACGUCAGUGCGCUGCCUGGACAUGAGCGCCUCCCGCAAUAAACUGGCUGUGGUGGAUGAGCACAGCACUCUCCUGGUCUAUGACAUCAAUAGUAAAGAACUGCUUUUUCAGGAGCCUAAUGCUAACAGCGUGGCCUAGAACACCUCUCUGGCAACGGGUACCUUAACAUCAAGGCUAGCAACUUCCCUGUACACCAGCAGAAGAUGCAAGGCUUUAUGGUCGGCUACAAUGGCUCUAAGAUCUUCUGUCUCCACGUCUAUUGCAUGUCAGCUGUGGAGGUGCCUCAGUCAGCACCCAUGUACCAGUACCUGGAGAGGAAGAUGUUUAAGGAGGCCUAUCAGAUCGCCCGUCUGGGUGUGACAGACAGUGACUGGAGGGAUUUAGCCACAGAAGCCCUGGAGGGACUUGACUUUGACACUGCCAAG